Molecule: messenger RNA, 1696 nt
Organism: Arabidopsis thaliana (thale cress)
Lineage: Eukaryota; Viridiplantae; Streptophyta; Magnoliopsida; Brassicales; Brassicaceae
Gene: PIP
Product: proline iminopeptidase
Exons: 11
Coding region: 412-1401 (329 amino acids)
Biological process (GO): proteolysis
Cellular component (GO): cytoplasm
Molecular function (GO): aminopeptidase activity; peptidase activity
Source: RefSeq, marked reviewed
UACGUUGAAACAGUGGUGGAAAAAUCUCGACCCGAUUGGUAUCAAUUAAGGAUCCGACGCGUGUCUCUUUUAUUACUGAGAAAUUGCUGAAACGGGUCAAAUACUAUGAACUUGAUCCUUGCAUCGUUCUCUUUGGCCCCUUGCUUCUGUGUUCGAUUCUUUCCUUCAAACCAUAACAAUCUCAAUCUCUUAUUCCCAGGUCUCUCUCUAUCUCUCUCUCUCUGCUACAAGCUUAUAAGUAUUUUGUGGUCACAUGUCACUAAUCAUUCUCAUGAUCCUUAAUCUUAGCUCCUAGGGUUUCUGUGAAUUAGUCUAAUUUUACAAUUUUAUGCCUUUGAGGAUAUAUCUUAAUGGCAACGAAAGAUUCAAGUUAGUUGCGGUGGUAAGAGUGAGGUGUUGAAGAGUGAUACAAUGGAACCUCAUGAAGCAGAAACGUUUGUGAACAAGAGAACCCUUUAUGCUCCCAUUGAGCCAUAUAGCAGUGGAAAUUUAAAGGUUUCAGAUGUUCACACUCUCUACUGGGAGCAAUCAGGCAAACCCGAUGGACACCCGGUUGUUUUUCUUCACGGCGGGCCGGGAGGAGGGACGGCUCCUAGUAAUAGGAGAUUCUUCGAUCCGGAGUUUUAUCGGAUUGUUCUGUUUGAUCAGAGAGGUGCGGGGAAGAGUACACCGCAUGCUUGUUUGGAGGAAAACACCACAUGGGACCUUGUGAAUGAUAUUGAAAAACUAAGAGAACAUUUGAAAAUACCUGAAUGGCUGGUUUUUGGAGGAUCAUGGGGAAGCACUCUAGCUCUUGCAUACAGUCAGUCUCACCCUGACAAGGUUACUGGUUUGGUCCUUAGAGGGAUCUUUUUGUUGCGUAAAAAGGAGAUUGACUGGUUUUACGAGGGCGGUGCUGCUGCUAUUUACCCUGAUGCUUGGGAGGAGUUCAGAGAUCUUAUUCCAGAAAACGAGAGAGGUAGUAGCCUUGUGGACGCGUAUCACAAAAGAUUGAAUUCUGAUGAUCUGGAAAUUCAAUACGCAGCUGCAAGAGCUUGGACUAAAUGGGAAAUGAUGACUGCUUAUCUUCGUCCAAAUCUUGAAAACGUUCAAAAGGCAGAGGAUGAUAAAUUUUCAUUGGCGUUUGCAAGGAUUGAAAAUCACUACUUUGUUAACAAAGGUUUCUUCCCGUCGGACUCACACUUGCUAGACAAUGUUGAUAAAAUACGACAUAUCAAGACCACCAUUGUUCAGGGAAGGUAUGACGUAUGCUGUCCUAUGAUGUCUGCUUGGGAUCUGCACAAAGCAUGGCCAGAGGCAGAACUCAAGAUUGUUUAUGAUGCUGGGCACUCGGCAAAUGAGCCAGGAAUAUCAGCGGAACUCGUGGUUGCCAAUGAAAAGAUGAAAGCACUUAUGGGAUGAAGUAUUUGAUGGAAUGAAAGCUGCUCAUUUUGUUCAUUUCUUUGGGACCUUUGUUCAUAUUUUCAAGUUUGUUGCUGCAAAGUAAAUAUCACAUUCAGAGUUAGUUGUUAACGCGAAACCGAAUGUUAUUUCCAUGGACGUUUAUACCCAAAUGAAAAAGACAAUGACAUAGGUGCAGUGUUUUGAAACCCGGACUAUAAGCACCAAUGUAACCAAUGAAUGGGACUCUAACGAAUACCUUAGAACCAUGGCCUUUUUGAACCGUUUAAAUGCAGAAAUCCCCAACAAAAACCAG